CUCAAUGACUCAUAUCACCAUAGUUAGUUAAUAUCCUGCAUUGCACUACUUCACAAGCACAACUCACCUACUCAUAUUUACAUUCAUAAAAAAAUAUAAUAAAAAAAAAAAGGAGAGAGAUGGAGAUAGUUUUUCCUCUAUAUGUUCUUAUAAUCUUUUUCCCCAGUCUACUCUUGUACAUUUUCUUGAGAAAAAACAGGAGAAGCCCUCAUAAAAGAGCUAAGCUCCCUCCUGGGUCAAUGGGGUGGCCUUACAUAGGAGAAACACUUCAACUCUACUCCCAAGACCCCAAUGUUUUCUUUGCUACCAAACAAAGAAGGUAUGGUGAAAUUUUCAAGACCCAUAUUCUUGGUUGCCGAUGUGUCAUGUUAGCUAGCCCUGAGGCGGCUCGGUUUGUGUUGGUGAACCAAGCUCACUUGUUCAAGCCAACUUACCCCAAAAGCAAGGAAAACUUGCUUGGCCCAUCCGCGUUGUUCUUCCACCAAGGGAAAUAUCAUAUCCGCCUAAGGAAGCUUGUUCAAGGCUCGUUGUCCCCAGAGGCCAUUCGCAACUUGGUGGGAGACAUUGAAGCCGUGGCAGUCUCUGCCUUGGACUCAUGGGCUGGUGGUCAGGUCAUUGACACAUUCCAAGCGAUGAAAAAGUUCUCUUUUGAAGUUGGUAUACUUGCUAUAUUUGGCCAUUUGGAGGCUCAUUAUAGAGAAGAGCUGAAGAAGAACUACAGCAUAGUAGAGAAAGGAUACAAUUCGUUUCCAACAAAAAUUCCGGGAACUCCAUACAAAAAGGCAUUAUCGGCACGGAAGAGGCUAAGUAAGAUUCUAAGCAAAAUUAUUGGGGAGAGGAAGGAGAAGAGGUCUAAUGAGAAGGACCUUGUGGGAUGUCUCCUGAACUCUAGAGAUGAUAAAGGUGAAAUCUUGACAGAAGAUCAGAUUGCCGACAACAUCAUCGGAGUUCUCUUCGCGGCUCAGGACACUACAGCCAGUGUCAUGACAUGGAUUCUCAAGUACCUCCAUGACGACCCGAAACUUCUAGAGGCUGUAAAGGCCGAGCAGAAGGCAACAAGUCAAUCAAAUGAAGAAGGUAAUCAUCCAUUGACAUGGACUCAGACAAGAAAGAUGCCAAUUACUUAUAAGGUGAUAUUAGAGAGCUUGAGAAUAGCAAGCAUUAUAUCGUUCACAUUCAGAGAGGCAGUAGCUGAUGUAGAAUACAAGGGGUACCUAAUUCCAAAAGGGUGGAAGGUUAUGCCUUUAUUCAGGAAUAUUCAUCACAAUCCAGAAUUCUUUAACAACCCUCAAAAGUUCGAUCCAUCAAGAUUCGACAUUGUGCCAAAGCCCUAUACAUUUAUGCCAUUUGGCAGUGGGGUACAUGCCUGCCCAGGAAACGAGCUAGCCAAGCUGGAGAUGCUCAUAUUGACCCACCACCUAGUCACCAAGUUCAGGUGGGAAGUUGUGGGAUCUAAAAGUGGGAUCCAAUAUAGCCCAUUCCCAGUCCCAUUGGGUGGACUCCCAGCCAAAUUUUGGAGAGAAUCUGCCCCCUAAAUCCACCAGCAUGGGUGCUUCUGAUGUUGGCACAUCCCAAGCCAUCCCUUCCCCAAACUUACCUUUCAUUUUUGCUCUCUUUUAACCCAUCCCCUUCAAACUCAUCUGGGCGUAGAAGAUGCCUCUCUCUCUCUCUCUCUCUCUAUAUAUAUAUAUAUAUAUAAUUAUAUUUAUUGCAUCUGUCAUUUUAAGUCAAGAAUUUUACUCUAUUCUUGUCUCUUCUAUACAUAUAUGUACCUUUUUAACUGGCAUUUUGUAUUGGUUACAUUGAUGAAUUGGAAUUGAAAAGAGUUCCAAGGGAAUGAAAGGUAGUGCAUUAACCCCAGUGAA
This is a messenger RNA of Camellia sinensis, 1865 nucleotides long. Its product is annotated as abscisic acid 8'-hydroxylase CYP707A1. Gene Ontology annotation, molecular function: heme binding; iron ion binding; (+)-abscisic acid 8'-hydroxylase activity. NCBI's taxonomy places the organism in Eukaryota, Viridiplantae, Streptophyta, Magnoliopsida, Ericales, Theaceae. Gene Ontology annotation, biological process: sterol metabolic process. The record is from RefSeq and is a predicted model, not a curated record.